AUGACGUCAGCGGCGGCCACGGAUGCGGAGGAGGCGGCGGCGCAGGCGCGGGCGGUGUAUGGGGAGCGUUUUGUGGACAAGGCGCGGCGCGUGCAGGCGCAGUCGCCGCACGGCCGGCGCCCCGGCUGGGCCGUCCGCCCCGUCAUCGUCAAAUCCGGCGACGACUGCCGGCAGGAGCUGCUGGCGGCGCAGCUGAUCCGCGCGCUGGCGGACAUCUUCCAGGAGAGCUCUCUCCCGCUCUACCUGCGCCCGUACGAGGUCUUAGUCACCAGCAACCGUACCGCGCUGAUCGAGCUGGUGCCGGACUCGCUCUCGGUGCACACCAUCAAAGCCAAGAGCGCGCCGGGAGCCUCGCUGUCGGACCACUUCUUCGCCAAGUUCGGCCGCGGCACCGCCGCCUGCCUCGCCGCGCAGCGCGCGUUCGCCGAGUCCAUGGCCGGCUACAGCAUCGCCUGCUACCUGCUCCAGAUCAAGGACCGGCACAACGGCAACAUUCUGCUGGACGACGCGGGGCACCUGAUCCACAUCGAUUUUGGGUUCAUGCUGAGUAACUCGCCCGGCAGCGUCAACUUUGAGGCGGCGCCCUUCAAGCUGACGCGCGAGCUGCUGGAGGUCAUGGACUCCUCCUCCGAGGGCCACCCCUCCGAAAUGUUCGACUACUACAAGGUGCUGUGCAUCCAGGGGUUCCUGGCGAGCCGCAAGCACGCGGACCGCAUCAUCCUGCUGGUCGAGAUGAUGGCCGCCAGCGGAUGCCCCUGCUUCAAGGCCGGCGCGCGCGCAGUGCACAACCUGCGCAAGCGCUUCCACCUCAACCUGACGGAAACCCAGUGCGUGGAGGUCGUCUUGGCCAUGAUCGCUGACUCGUUGGACGCCUGGCGCACUCGGCAGUACGACUACUAUCAGCGCGUGCUCAAUGGCAUCCUCUGA
Messenger RNA from Coccomyxa subellipsoidea C-169, 927 nucleotides. RefSeq names its product phophatdylinositol 4-kinase. The record is from RefSeq and is a predicted model, not a curated record. Lineage: Eukaryota; Viridiplantae; Chlorophyta; Trebouxiophyceae; Coccomyxaceae. Gene Ontology annotation, molecular function: 1-phosphatidylinositol 4-kinase activity. Gene Ontology annotation, biological process: phosphatidylinositol phosphate biosynthetic process; phosphatidylinositol-mediated signaling. Gene Ontology annotation, cellular component: cytoplasm; membrane. The transcript is spliced from 4 exons. Bases 1 to 927 code for a protein of 308 amino acids.